AUGGACGAGUCACACGAUACGCCGUCGGGGUCGAGACCUCGAGCAAGCACCACGGUCAGAGAAGAGACUGUCAGUCCAACAACUAUCCCCGCCGUCCAGAGGUCGUCAACCGGUGACUGGGAAGGUAUUUCGCCCACAAGGGCCGGUUUUCUGUCCGGCGAUGGAACCAGCAUUCGCCAAAGAAGGUCGACUGCUACCCGUCGCAGUGGUUCGGCCGGCGUGCCCAGUAUUGCGCCUCGGACCACCCUGGCCGAGCGGACUCAGGGCAACUUCACUAUGGCUGGUCCAGAAGAAACGCCUCAACUGCACUUGACUCAUCAGCCUUUUGUCCAACCCGGUUACGCCGAACUCAACCCAUCGUACGAACAACCUGCCAAUGCCAAACCAGUAUGGAGUUUGGCAAAGCCUCUUCCUCGCGUCGUCCGGCCCGGUAUGGUGCCAACCAGGGAGGAGCUGCUGGAAAACCGCGCAAAUCCGCUGCUUCCAGCCGAGAAUUCACAGAGGCUAGGGCUAGAUGUUGACCCCAAUGAUCUCGAGAAAGGUCAGAUUCCCAAAGUAGUUGACCCGCGGAAGAUGGCCGCCCAGGUCACGGAUGCCCGCUUACAGCGUGAAACCAACUUCAUAAACACUGUCCUUAAUGGCGGCGAUGGCACAUCUGUGCAGCCAUCGUCACGCUUGUCUCUGAGAUCAUCUCGUCUGAGACGCCCUUCCAGACCUUCACGGUGGGAGGAUGGUGUUGAAGAGCUUUCGACUGUCGAGGAAAGUGUGGAUCAGUCUCAGAAAGACAACGAGACGGAAGAUGUGAGUAACGAACCUUUGCAAUCUCCGCAGGAGGCGCCGAACUUGGAUCCUCAUCCGGACGCAAAACCUGCAGAAGACACACCGGAAAACUUCCCCUCACUUGAAGAAGCAGCGUAUCCGGAUGAUCUACACCCGCUGCUUCAAGAACUGGUGGAAGAAGAAGUCCACAACAACCACACAGUCUGGUCAGUCAUCCGCACACACCAUCGAGAAGCACUAGCCGAGUCGUUAGCAGUCUUUGUUCAACUUACUCUCGGCUUCUGUGGUGAUCUUGCUGUUACCUUGGCGGCAGCUGGUAACCCCAACACCACUGAUUGGGUAUGGGGAUUUGCUACCAUGAUGGCCAUUUAUGUUUCUGGUGGUAUCUCCGGUGCCCACCUUAAUCCAACCAUCACAGCCAUGCUGUGGUUUUAUCGCGGAUUUCCCAAGCGUAAAAUGCCCGAAUACUUUCUGGCACAGUUUAUCGGUGCCUUCUGCGCCGGUCUUGUCGCUUAUGGAGUCUACUAUGAAUCCAUCCAGAAUUUUCUUUCUGUCAACCCUGGUUCUCAGUCGAGCAUUGUUGAUUCCUUUGUGACCAGCCAGCGUGAAGACUACAUCGGCCCUGCAACGGCCUUCUUCAACGAGUUUGUGGGCACCGCCAUCCUCACCAUCACUAUCCUCGCCCUGGGUGAUGAUCAGAACGCACCACCAGGCGGUGGUAUGAACUCACUCAUCAUUGGCUUCGUUAUUACGGUCACCAGUAUGUGCUUUGCCUUUCAGACUGGCGCUGCAUUCAACCCAAGCCGUGACUUUGGCCCGCGACUCGCACUCCUUGCAUUGGGGUACGGCAGUGAACUCUUCACAAACCCAUAUUGGUUUUAUGGACCGUGGGCUGGAUCUUUGACUGGAGCUUUCAUCGGUGCAUUCAUGUACGAUUUCAUGGUUUUUACUGGUGGAGAGUCCCCUGUCAACUACCCCUGGGAACGUACCCAGCGUGCCUUGCGGAAGAGCCGUAGCAAGUGGGGUCGCAGGCUUCAUCUUACUUCCAAAGAAGGCGAGGAGAAAGUGAACCAGUAG
Talaromyces atroroseus is the source of this 1857-nucleotide messenger RNA. RefSeq lists its product as hypothetical. NCBI's taxonomy places the organism in Eukaryota, Fungi, Ascomycota, Eurotiomycetes, Eurotiales, Trichocomaceae. Bases 1 to 1857 code for a protein of 618 amino acids. Gene Ontology annotation, cellular component: plasma membrane. The transcript has 2 exons. The record is from RefSeq and is a predicted model, not a curated record. Gene Ontology annotation, molecular function: water channel activity; glycerol channel activity. Gene Ontology annotation, biological process: water transport; glycerol transmembrane transport.